CCCUCAGUCAGCUCCAUCAUCAUUUCACAUUCGCCCCCACCGCCAUUUUUUUUCCCGCCCAAUUCCAAUCUCCGCCGCCGCGCUUCCCCCGUCGGGGCCUCGCGCUAGGGUUUCGGCGAUCUCCGGAGCCGCGGCGGCGCAACUCCUCCGCGAAGAGGCGCGAUGGAGGUCCAGCAGUUGGCUCAGCUCCUGAGCGCCACCCUCGGCGGCGGCGGCGGCGGCGAUGUCCGCGCGGCCACCGCGGCGCUCGAUCGCCUCGCGUCCUCCCUGCCUCGCUUCCCUUUCCACCUCCUCGCCCUCGCCACCGGCGGUGAAAAUCAAGGUCUUAGAGUUGCGGCUGCCACUUACCUCAAGAACUACAUCAGGCGAAAUAUCGGUGAAAAUCCAUCUUUAGAAGUUGGUAAGGAGUUUAAGGAUCAGCUGAUGCAAGCUUUGCUUCAAGUAGAACCGGAGAUUUUAAAGGUUUUGGUGGAAGUGUUCAAGUUUGUUGCUGAAGUCGAGUUUGUGAAGCAAAAUUCGUGGCCUGAACUGGUGCCUGAAUUACGCUUGGCAAUUCAAAGCAGCGACCAAAUUAGUAACAAUGCAAAUUGCAAAUGGAGGACUGUCAAUGCGCUCACGAUCCUUCAUGCACUCAUCAGGCCUUUUCAGUACUUUUUGAACCCAAAGGUUGUUGUGGAGCCGGUGCCGCCACAACUAGAACUGAUUGCAGAAGAUAUUCUUGUACCACUGCUAGUUGUUUUCCAUAGUCUUGUUGGAAAGGUCAAAGCAGCCCAUAAAAUGACUGAUAUAAGUACUGAGAAGAUUAUACUUAUCAUAUGCAAAUGCGUCCAUUUUGCUGUGAGGUCACAUAUGCCGUCUGCUUUAGCUCCUCACGUGGCUUCAUUUUGUCGUGAUUUAAUUGAGAUUUUGGAUUCUUUGACUUUUGAUUCUGUAGCGCCCUCAGGAAAUGAGUACAUGCAGAGAUUAAAAGCUGGGAAGAGAAGUUUGCUCAUUUUCUGUGUGCUGAUAACUCGACACAGAAAACACUCUGAUAAGUUGAUGCCUGACAUUGUCAACUGUGCUUUAAAUAUUGUCAAGUACAGCAGUAAUAUCAGUAAACUAGAUUUUCAGACAGAGAGGAUUCUUUCACUUGCCUUUGAUGUCAUUUCACGUGUUCUGGAGACUGGACCAGGUUGGAAGAUUGUUUCACCACACUUCUCUUUUCUAUUGGACUCUGCGAUUAUGCCAGCAUUGGCUAUGAAUGAAAAGGACAUAUUAGAGUGGGAAGAAGAUGCAGAUGAGUACAUAAGGAAAAACCUUCCAUCUGAACUUGAAGAUUUUUCUGGAUGGAGGGAGGAUUUGUUCACAGCCAGAAAGAGUGCAAUAAAUUUACUUGGUGUCAUGUCAAUAUCAAAGGGACCUCCAAUCGGGAGUUCCAAAUCGACCUCUUCAAAGCGUAAAAAAGGCGAAAAGAACAAGAGAAAUGGUCAGCAGUCUUCUGUGGGGGAGUUAUUGGUUCUUCCCUUUUUGUCCAAGUUUCCUGUUCCUACUGAUGAUAAUGCAUCCCAAUCUACGAUCUUAAAUAAUUACUUUGCGGUGUUGACAGCUUAUGGUGGACUGGAAGAUUUUUUAAGGGAUAAACAACCUGGAUAUACAGCAACUCUUCUUCGUACACGAGUUCUACCAGUAUACAUGAUAUUAGAAAAGGUUCCAUACUUGGUGGCAGCUGCAAACUGGGUUGUUGGAGAGCUUUCAUCUUGUCUACCUGAAGAUAUGAGCUCAGAAAUAUAUUCCCAUUUGCUAAAGGCAUUAUCCAUGAUGGAUACAACGGAUAUUUCUUGCUAUCCUGUCCGUGUUGCAGCUGCAGGGGCAAUGGCUAAACUAUUUGAAAAUGAUUACCCACCACCUGAAUGGUUGCCACUUCUUCAAGUUGUGAUUAAUAGGAUCAGUAAUGAAGAUGAGGAAAGCUGUAUUUUAUUUGAGCUUCUGAACUCUUUAAUGGAGGCUGGAAAUGAAAGUGUCAUGAUUCAUAUCCCAGACUUAGUUUUACCUCUUGCUGGCACCAUCUCAAAGUUUUUACCUCCUAGUACGGAGCCAUGGCCCCAAGUAGCUGAAAAAGGAUUUGCAACUUUGGCAGUGAUGGCUCAAUGUUGGGAGACUUUUAUAAGUGAAGAAACCAAUGAGCAUGAAUCCUCUGAAAAGCGCGCAUCUGGGCGAGCUGUAAUUGGUAGAGCUUUCUCAGUUCUUUUGCAAGAGGCUUGGCUCAAGCCAAAAAAUCCGUUGGAAAGUGAAACAUCUGCGCCUCCCUCCUGCAUAGAUCAUGCAUCAACAUUACUUCGGUCCAUCAUGCUAUCUGUUACUGAAAACAACUCAGUUCUAGAACUGAAAGUAUCAGAACUAUUAUUAGUUUGGGCUCAUCUCAUAGCAGACUGGCAUGCUUGGGAAGAAUCAGAGGAUUUAUCAGUUUUUGACUGCAUCAAGGAAGUUGUCAGACUUUCUACUGAAUAUGAGCUGGCUGAUUUCUUGUCAAGACGUGUACCAUCACCUCCUGCCCCACCUGUUCCUUCACUAUCUAUUAUUGAAGGUAUUGGAGCUUUUAUAAGUGAGGCCAUCACACAAUAUCCAUCUGCGAUGUGCAGAGCAUGUUCCUGCGUCCAUAUGCUGCUUCAUGCCCCAAGCUAUUCACCUGAAACUGAAAGUGUAAAGCAGUCAUUAGUGAUUGCAUUUUGCCAGGCAGCAUCUUCUAGUUUCUACAGAAUUCAAUGCAAGCGGCCCUCUCCACUGUGGAAGUCUUUGUUGCUUGUUAUUGCAUCAUGCUAUUUGUAUUGUCCUGAUAAUGUGGAGGAGAUAUUGACAAGGAGUCAAGAUGGUGGCUUUGCAGCCUGGGUAUCAGCAUUAUGUUCGGUUGCCUCCCCUUCUUGUACCAUCUGUCUAUCAGGAGAUUCCGAGAUUAAGUUAUGUGUAAUGGCAUUGGUGAAGGUGAUUGAGAGGUUAUUAGAACUGGGAAAUUUUUCAUCCGGUUUAGGUUGUGAAUGCUUCACUUCACUGCUGGAGGCAACAGCAAAAUUGAAAGAAGUGGAGGAUAAUGCAGAGGAGGAAGAAGAAGAAGUACAAGAAGAAAGUGUUGAUGAAGAUGAAGAGGAAACUGAUUGUGAGGAUUCAGAUGACGAUGAUGAGCAUGAAGAAACUCAAGAAGAAUUUCUGGAAAGAUAUGCCAAAGCUGCGAUUGAUCUUGAAGAGGGUAGUGCCAUUGAAGAGGGAGAUGUUGAAAAUGAAGACCUUGAGCCUGAUUUGGGCCAUCUGGAGGAGGUUGAUCACCAGCGACUCGUCUUCUCAUUGAUAGAAAGACAUCGAGAAGUUCUCCUGAAAGGGCAGGUGUUGCCACCUGAGCUCAUUACGACUUUGCACAAUGCCUUCCCUGAGCAGUUUUCAUUGUUGCUGCAGUACAGAUGAAAAAUUAAAUCAACAUUCCUGCACUCAAGCGCAGUAGAGAAGUUUGAUCCCGACUUGAUUGAUUUCUAUUUGGUGGCAGUCUUUGCCUCGAGGAAAAAGAUUAUUUAAAGAAAUAGCUGUUGAGAAGAACUGUAGUGUCAUUGGUUUGUAAUCUCAACAUCAAUUUUUUGUCACAAGGUUUUACUUUUAUUGAAUGCUGUGGUAUUUUGGCGCAGGACACCAUAUGAAAUAACACUUCGGGUAAAGAGUCUUCA
Eucalyptus grandis is the source of this 3686-nucleotide messenger RNA. Its product is annotated as importin beta-like SAD2. The record is from RefSeq and is a predicted model, not a curated record. Gene Ontology annotation, biological process: protein import into nucleus. Lineage: Eukaryota; Viridiplantae; Streptophyta; Magnoliopsida; Myrtales; Myrtaceae. Gene Ontology annotation, cellular component: nuclear envelope; cytosol. The transcript has 21 exons. Gene Ontology annotation, molecular function: small GTPase binding. Bases 163 to 3432 code for a protein of 1089 amino acids.